AUGAUGAUACAUUCACUCGUUCAAUUAGAUGAUUUACCAGAUGAAGUUCUUAUGAUUAUUUUGAAAAAAUUAGACAGUUAUGAAGUACUGUAUUCUUUAAUAAGUAUCAAUAAACGGCUCAAUACACUCGUACAUGAUUCAAUUUUUACAAGUCAUUUAACAUUGAUGAAGAGACUCGCCAAUGAUUCUAUCUCACCGUUAUCCGAGAGAAUACUUCAUCGAUUUUACUCACAAAUUUUACCUGAAAUUCAUUAUAAAAUCCAAUGGCUAAACAUUGAAUCAUCUUCUAUGGAACGAAUUCUUUCUGCAAAUUAUCCAAAUUUACAUGGACUCGGUUUAUAUAAUCUUGAAAUGGAAACCACAACACAUUUAUUCGCUAAUGGAAAUAUUUUUACUGAUUUAAUGAAAAAUCAAAUUCUAUCACUUAUUAUCUGUAUUAGAAAAAAUAGAAAGCAAACUUCAGCAACAGAUGAGAAUACAAUUAUGUUUACAAAUCUCUUUACUAUGUUCACCAAUCUACAGUAUUUAAACUUCAAUUCAUCUUCAAUUGAUCCUCAAUACAUAUCAUUUGAGAUUUUAUCUCCAAUCUUCAUUUCGUCAACACUCCUAGAACUGCAUGUCAGUGUAGCAAGCUUUGGCGACUGUCUUUAUCUACUUGAUGGGCGUUUUGAUCAAUUUCGAGCAUUUUAUGUUAACAUUUCUUGGAUUCCUUGUUCUUCACGUUUAAGAAGCAAUAAUAUGGGAAAUUUACCUGAUUUAAAAUGCUUUUCAUUACAUUCUAGCACAGAUACACUUGCUUAUGAUGAACUAAUUGUACCGUUGUUACAUCGAAUGUUCAAUUUAGAAAAGCUUGAUUUAUAUCUUGCCAUUUGUUGCAAGAACGGAUUAAUCGAUGGCAAUAAUUUAAAAAAGAAUAUUAUCAAUCAUAUGCCGAAAUUAAAUAAAUUUAAAUUUAAUAUUCGCUCAACUGUUCGUCUUGAUAAUCAAAUCAAUUUACUGUCUAAUGAAGAUAUUCAAUAUACAUUUAAUGACUUUCCAAAUAACCAAAUUAUUUCUUGUGUUGAUUAUUUUUCCGAGAUAAAGCAAAGUCAAUGUCAUAUUUAUUCAUAUCCAUACGAAUGGAAAGAGUAUCAUCAAAUAACAAAUAGUUUUCCAGGUGGAAUAUCUAACAAUGUUCGUGAAAUAUCGCUGUUUGAUGAACAACCUUUUGAACAUUAUUUUUUUUCAAAUUUCGAAAUCAUUUCCAUGCAUGAAAAAAUUAACUUUAAUUAA
Molecule: messenger RNA, 1272 nt
Organism: Rotaria socialis
Lineage: Eukaryota; Metazoa; Rotifera; Eurotatoria; Philodinida; Philodinidae
Source: the annotation of a GenBank genome assembly